Uncinocarpus reesii 1704 is the source of this 534-nucleotide messenger RNA. RefSeq names its product glutathione peroxidase. Gene Ontology annotation, molecular function: glutathione peroxidase activity. The transcript is spliced from 2 exons. The coding region runs from base 1 to 534 and encodes 177 amino acids. The record is from RefSeq and is a predicted model, not a curated record. Lineage: Eukaryota; Fungi; Ascomycota; Eurotiomycetes; Onygenales; Onygenaceae. Gene Ontology annotation, biological process: response to oxidative stress.
AUGACAUCAGCAACGACUUUCUACGAUUUUGAAACCCCCGACAAGAAAGGCGAACCUUUCACCCUCUCCUCCCUCCAAGGCAAAGUCGUCCUCGUCGUCAACACCGCCUCGAAAUGCGGAUUCACUCCACAAUUCAAAUCCCUAGAAGCACUUCAUCAAAAGAUCACCGCUGCGCACCCAGAUAAAUUCACCGUCCUUGGUUUUCCUUGCAACCAGUUCGGCUCUCAGGAUCCUGGAACCAACGAUGAAAUUCAGACUUUCUGCCAGACCAACUACGGAGUGACGUUUCCCGUCUUGGGCAAAGUUGAUGUCAAUGGCGAUAGGGCAUCGCCGGUGUUUGACUGGAUGAAGAAGGAGAUGCCAGGGCUGAUGGGGCUCAAACGCGUGAAGUGGAAUUUUGAGAAGUUUUUGAUAAGUGCGGACGGAAAGGUUGUUGGGAGAUGGGCUAGUACCACGAAGCCAGAGUCCUUGGAGGGCCAGAUCGUGAAGGAGAUUGAAAAGGCAGAAAAGACUGGUAAGACGUCGUCGUUGUAA